UCUAUAUGUGUGGCGGAAACUGGGACAAGGAAACAAGAACUAAAAGCACAAAUCUCACUCUCACGCACAACACACGCACAAAUGGCUGCCCCGGUGAAGGUGUACGGACCACCAUUGUCGACGGCGGUGUCGAGGGUACUUGCUUGUCUGCUGGAGAAAGAUGUGGAGUUCCAGCUCGUCCCUGUUAACAUGGCCAAAGGGGAGCACAAGAAUCCUGACUAUCUCAAGAUCCAGCCCUUUGGCCAAGUCCCUGCUUUCCAAGAUGAGAGCAUCACCAUUUUCGAGUCCAGAGCGAUCUGUCGCUACAUAUGCGAGAAGUACGCGGACAGGGGCAACAAGAACUUGUACAGCAUGAAUCCGCUGGUCAAGGCCUCCAUAGAGCAAUGGCUAGAGGCCGAGGGCCAGAGCUACAACCCUCCGUCCUCGACUCUGGUAUUUCAGCUCGCGUUCGCGCCACGGAUGAAUAUAAAGCAAGACGAAGCACAGAUCAAACUGAACGACCAGAAGCUCUUGAAGGUGCUCGACGUUUACGACCAGAGGCUGGAGAGCAGCAGGUUCCUGGCAGGCGACGAGUUCACUCUGGCCGAUCUGUCGCACUUGCCGAACACGCACUACUUGGUGAGCGUGGGGAACCGGGGAGAGGCUUUCAGCUCGAGGAAGAAUGUGGACCGGUGGUGGAACGAGAUCUCGAGCCGAGACUCGUGGAAGAAAGUCGUGGAGAUGCAGAAGAGCAAAUGAAAAUCUGGGUUUGGUUGGCUUUGUGCAAGACUAGGAUUUUUCUAUAGAAUUUAAGUUCUUGCUUUGGGAGUUUUUCGUCGCUGUCGAUCAUACUGUUUCUGAGAUUUUUUUCAUGUUUCCGAUGGGUUCAAUGUUCAUUUCGAUUUGAUGAAUGAGAAUUUGCAUGUUCUUCAUUAA
Molecule: messenger RNA, 915 nt
Organism: Syzygium oleosum
Lineage: Eukaryota; Viridiplantae; Streptophyta; Magnoliopsida; Myrtales; Myrtaceae
Product: glutathione S-transferase PARB-like
Exons: 3
Coding region: 82-738 (218 amino acids)
Cellular component (GO): cytoplasm
Molecular function (GO): glutathione transferase activity; glutathione binding
Source: RefSeq, a predicted model, not a curated record